CACAGAUUCCCCAUUUAUAAAAGCCUCAACACCUUUUCUUCCCUCUUCAUUCAACAACCCACAUUUUUUAGUGGAGCCAUUAGCAAUUAGUACUUUGCAUCAUUCUUCUCUGAUCUGAUUCCCAACCAUGACCACCACACAUUUCUUCUUCAUCAUCACCACUCUUCUCCUCUCAUGCCACACCCUCACCGGAGCCAGCGAUUUCGUUCGCCCCAUCGACCGGAGCCUCCUCGGCCUAAACAAAGAAGAGAAGGUUUCCCACUUCAAAUUCUAUUGGCAUGACAUCCUUAGUGGCCAAAACCCAACUUCAGUUUCGGUUGUUACACCACCCAUGACCAAGAUCAACACCACCACCGCAUUUGGGUUGGUCAGAAUGAUCGACAACCCUUUGACCCUAGGUCCUAAAUUGAACUCCAAGCUUGUUGGAAGGGCUCAGGGGUUUUACGCCUCCGCUUGUCAAACCGAAGUCGACCUUCUUAUGGCCAUGAACUUUGCUUUCAUUGAUGGAAAAUACAAUGGAAGUUCCAUCACCAUCUUGGGGAGGAACGCUGUGUUUAACAAGGUGAGGGAGAUGCCGGUAAUUGGUGGAAGUGGAUUGUUUAGAUUCGCCAGAGGCUAUGCCGAAGCAAGGACUCAUUGGCUAGAUCUUAAAUCUGGUGAUGCUACUGUUGAGUACAAUGUCUAUGUUAUGCAUUACUAAAUUCUGUUUUUUUGCUUGACUUAUUUUACAUAAUUUAUGUUUUUUUUUACUCUCAAAUAAUUUUGAAUUAUAGUAUGUAAUAAAUAGUAAAGAUCUAAACAUAGAUAUCUUAUAUUAAAUUUAUUAGAGGUUAUGUUAUCCCAGCAAUUGGUAACAUUUGUUUUCUUAUUUGUCAUGAUUUUGAGUCUAUAGGGUAGAAGACAAUUAAUUUCUUGUUGUAUGUGAAUGAUUAUUCUUACCUUUUUCAAGUGGUGGGGCUUUGUGUUUAUGAACCACCACCUUUGUUUUGUCCUUUUAUCUGUAUCUGUUUUGUUUAGUUAAACUGGAUCUUUGGUUGGUAUAA
This is a messenger RNA of Arachis ipaensis, 1043 nucleotides long. RefSeq names its product dirigent protein 22. Lineage: Eukaryota; Viridiplantae; Streptophyta; Magnoliopsida; Fabales; Fabaceae. The record is from RefSeq and is a predicted model, not a curated record.